UGGUAGCCGUACCUGCCGCACCCAAAAAUGGCGCCCAGCUUGAGAAAAAGUUGUAGGUAAAACAAAGACUACUUCUGGACAAUCCCGCCACUUCCUGGCCGCAUACCACAUGCUAAUUAGACCUUCCCCUGCUAACCAAUUGGUGUAUCAUAGCAGCUAUGCUAAUAAAGCAUCACAAGCAGCGCGCAAUCAGCUUAGAGCAUGAGAACUAUAUAGCUAGCCCAGUCUUCCCCUUUGGGUCUUUCCCUUGAUGAUUGUAUCACAAAAGAGCUGAAGAUUAAAGCUUUCUGCAGAAGAAUCCUGCUGUUGUUGCGUGCUGUUCUUGCUGGCGAGGACGGGGCGCGCGACAGGUGGUGCCGAAACCCGGGACUCAGAACAUCACCGGCACAGGGAGGACCCUUCAGACAUCUGGAGAGGAUUCAGAACUGCAGGACGGAAGAAAGCCCGGAGAGGGUGAAGAAAACCCCUUCUGGAUCCCGGAACGCCUGACCAGGAAAGUCCUGAACAAAGGAGAUGGCGUCUCUGUGCCUGUGGAUCCUGAUCUUGUCGAUGGGAAUCCUGACUCAGGGAGUACUGAGAUGGGGAAUAUUGUCAGUCUUCCCUAAGCCCAUGCCUGUUCGCUAUAAUGCAGCAGUUUUUCCACGCUUUUUUACUACUAACUCUAGCAUGAACCUGCCUUAUUUGCCAUUAGAUUCCCUAGCAGCUUCUUUAGGAGAAAACCGAACCUUUGAAACCGAUGGAUCUUUGUGCUUCACCACUCGUAACCACUCAAAUUGCCUGUCCCUUAAACAGCAUAUGUACGGGUGGUUUAGCCGUGAUAGGAAAUCGGGUGAAUUUAGUCAGUCCUUUCGUGAGAAUAAGACCUACACUAAUGCAGUAGUAAGCCUAAAGGUCCUUUGGAUUAAUGGUACAUUUAUGAAACCUCCUAUUAAGCAGAUUAACUAUAGCAACAUAUUCUUCCCUUACCGUCCCCGUCAACCCAAAUAUGCUCCCCAUUGUGUGGGAGAUUAUGAGGGAGAACAAUGGCCCUGGACUGAUUGCCAGUCACAUGCUACAACCUGGGCAGAUAAGGGACACAAAUUUUCCUUGUCCCCAGAUAUGGAGGAAAUUUCCGGCAGUGUUUAUAGAAGGGUGGCAGAAGGAGGAGAGUUCCAACAAGAUGUAGGCAGGAACCCCUUCGAUAAAUGGCUGCUGUGUGGAGUUAAUGGUUCAUGUUCAGACCUUUCUCCCUUUAUUGUCCUACAAGGGGGAGGGAUCGGGAUGUCUGAUAGUUCCUGUACCUACGAAACUACAAGCCCAGCCUUAAAUGGCAAGACUGUAUACCAGGUGAAUAAGACUACUUAUAAUAUUUCAUGUCAAAGAGUUGCACCAGCCCCUGGCCAAUAUCCACCUACUCCGGUAUGCGUGUAUCCCCCAUUUCUAUUUAUCUUAUCCAAUAACAGUUUUGACUCUUGCUCCAAUGACACUUGUUUCUUGUCUCAGUGCUGGAAUAUAACUGUCCAUUCCAAUGCUUUAGUGGCCCGCAUUCCUCGCUGGGUCCCUGUCCCAGUAGAUUCACCUGAUUCCAUGACCUUGUUUCGUGAGAAACGUGACUUUGGUGUCACUGCUGCCAUAGUGGCCUUAAUAUCUCUGGCUGCAGUGGCUGCCACUGCAGCUGCCAUAGCCUUGGACACCUCUGUUAAAGCAGCUGCAGAAUUGAAUAAUCUUGCGGAUUCAGUAGCCACUGCUCUGGACCGCCAAUCCUCACUUGAUGGAAAGAUGAAAGGAGGAAUUAUGGUCCUCAAUCAGCGGGUAGAUCUAGUGGAAGAGCAACUAGAUGUGCUCUGGCAGUUAGCCCAAUUGGGAUGUGAGCGAAAGUUUCGCGCUCUCUGCAUUACUAGCAUACAAUAUGAAAACUUUACGCGAGCAGCUAAUCUGUCACGAAGCCUGUCCCAAUAUCUUUCAGGGAACUGGUCCCAAGACUUUGAUGGAACGUUAGAAGAGCUACGGCAAGAAAUAACCCACAUCAACUCCACCCGGCUAGAUAUCUCCGUAGCAAAAGGACUCUCUUCCUGGUUCCACAGAGCUCUCUCCCACGUUAAAGAGUGGGCGGGCAUGGCUGGGAUGGGUGUAUUCAUGCUUGGAGGUCUCAUGCUCCUACUCUGGUUGUUAUGCAGGCUUCGUGCCCAACACAGGCAAGAUAAAGUGAUCCUUGCUCAAGCCUUGAUGGCGGUAGAUAUUGGCGCCUCUCCCCAAGUAUGGCUCAAUAUGCUCAACAAAGAAGCUCAGCUUUAGCUUGAGGUAGCCCUUGCACCCUGAGCCUUUGUGGCAUUGCACCAGGCUAAGGUACCUGUUCGCUUACCCGAAGCUUCUCAUACGAAACUCGGUACAAGAGGGUCACUGCACAGGCCCAAGCCCGUUGUACCGGGCGGUCCCACCGUCAGCUAGAGGGUGCGAGGCACUGCACUGCAAGAGGUCAUGGGCCCCUCUGUGAGACAUGCCUGAUUGCAUGGGGGUGGAUGUCUACAAACCCCUCUCCGAAAAUAGGACAUCAAAUGUUUCUGGAGAUCAGGCCUCUAUCUCCACCUCAGCUGACAAGUUCCGCCCCGAGUUUCAACAAAACAAAAAAGGGGGAGCUGUUGGUAGCCGUACCUGCCGCACCCAAAAAUGGCGCCCAGCUUGAGAAAAAGUUGUAGGUAAAACAAAGACUACUUCUGGACAAUCCCGCCACUUCCUGGCCGCAUACCACAUGCUAAUUAGACCUUCCCCUGCUAACCAAUUGGUGUAUCAUAGCAGCUAUGCUAAUAAAGCAUCACAAGCAGCGCGCAAUCAGCUUAGAGCAUGAGAACUAUAUAGCUAGCCCAGUCUUCCCCUUUGGGUCUUUCCCUUGAUGAUUGUAUCACAAAAGAGCUGAAGAUUAAAGCUUUCUGCAGAAGAA
Manis javanica (Malayan pangolin) is the source of this 2917-nucleotide messenger RNA. The record is from RefSeq and is a predicted model, not a curated record. NCBI's taxonomy places the organism in Eukaryota, Metazoa, Chordata, Mammalia, Pholidota, Manidae.